AUGGGUGAGUGGGACGUGCUGAGCCGCCUGCUGGAUAAAGUGCAGAGCAACUCCACAGUGAUCGGCAAGGUCUGGCUCACCGUGCUGUUCGUCUUCCGCAUCAUGGUCCUGCACACUGGUGCUGAGAAGGUGUGGGGAGAUGAGCAGUCUGACUUUGUGUGCAACACUCAGCAGCCCGGCUGUGAGAACGUCUGCUACGACCUCGCCUUCCCCAUCUCCCACGUCCGCUUUUGGGUUCUUCAGAUUAUCGCUAUAGCGACUCCACAGCUGCUGUACCUCGGUCACGUCCUUCAUGUGCUCCACGCUGAAAAGAAGAUGAAAGAGAGGAUGAAGAAGCACGCAGAGGUGGACGACCAAGCUACUCUGUUCCUCAGGAAGGCCUACAAAGUUCCCAAGUACACCAAAAGCAACGGCAUCAUCAGCAUCCGUGGCCGCCUCCUUCGCAGCUACGUCCUCCAUCUCGUGGCCAAGAUUGCGCUGGAAGUUUUGUUCAUCUGGGGUCAGUACUUUCUGUACGGCUUCACCCUGGAGAGCCGCUACGUCUGCGCCCGCUCCCCCUGCCCUCACAAGGUGGACUGCUUCCUAUCCAGGCCCACAGAGAAGUCGGUCAUCAUCUGGUUCAUGCUGGUGGCAGCAGUCGUCUCCCUCGUCCUCAGCCUGGUCGAGCUGUUCUAUCUGUUUGUGAAAGCUGUGAAGGAGUGCCUGGCAAGGAGGCAGGACUACACCGUGACCCCUGUGACACCUCCACUUUCGGAAAAGAAAGCUUUCAAAAGCAGGGACGAGAAGAUCCAGAAUUAUGUCAACAUGGAGCUGGAGCUGCAAGGACGAAAGUUAGGGGUGAACGGGAUCACGGGAGGGGUCAGUGAGGUUGCUAAAAAUAUAUCGUCUGAAAACAACAGCACAGGGGAGGUCCACAUCUGA
Molecule: messenger RNA, 921 nt
Organism: Stegastes partitus (bicolor damselfish)
Lineage: Eukaryota; Metazoa; Chordata; Actinopteri; Pomacentridae
Product: gap junction Cx32.7 protein-like
Exons: 3
Coding region: 1-921 (306 amino acids)
Biological process (GO): cell-cell signaling
Cellular component (GO): connexin complex
Molecular function (GO): gap junction channel activity
Source: RefSeq, a predicted model, not a curated record